This is a messenger RNA of Besnoitia besnoiti, 534 nucleotides long. RefSeq lists its product as uncharacterized. The record is from RefSeq and is a predicted model, not a curated record. NCBI's taxonomy places the organism in Eukaryota, Apicomplexa, Conoidasida, Eucoccidiorida, Sarcocystidae. The transcript has 2 exons. Bases 1 to 534 code for a protein of 177 amino acids.
AUGACCGCGGACUGGGGACGCGACAGUUUGCCUCAAGAUGAACGCGGCGUGCUCAACGGGAUCCCCUCGGUCACAGAGCCGAGCCAGUUUCCGCGGUACUUCCAAACUGAAGCAGCAGCUAUGCCCGAAGGAGGCCCUGCAUGGUUAUAUGCGGGCUGGCAGCAGCGUCCCCAUGCUGUUCUCGACAAUAUUCUUGUGGCAGCUGAUCGCAUUGCGCUAUACGACGCGCUGAGGGCCACCAGUACAGAUGUUGCUCCACAGCUUCUCAUUCUGGCAAAAUCAACAGCUCCGAUCGGGGUUGAGGCACUUCAAGCAUUAGUAUCAGAGAUUGAACUUGGGAAGGACAAGAAGAAAGGCAAAAGAGCCCUCCCGGAGGUGUCUCUAUUUGACGAUGCUGAGUGCCUGACACUUGGCACUCUCGCCUCUGCCUCCAAAAAACAAGUGUCAGCGUGGCUGCAGGUAGGAAGUACAGGACGCUACGUGGAACCAGGGCUGGGUCUUGCUCGCGGUGCUUCCGCCUCAGCCGAGGUGUAG